Molecule: messenger RNA, 1497 nt
Organism: Exophiala spinifera
Lineage: Eukaryota; Fungi; Ascomycota; Eurotiomycetes; Chaetothyriales; Herpotrichiellaceae
Exons: 3
Coding region: 1-1497 (498 amino acids)
Source: RefSeq, a predicted model, not a curated record
AUGAACCUUAUCCACUUUGUGGCUCCGAUGACUGCAAUGGGUGAUUCUGAGGACAAACGAUCCUUCCAGUUCUGGAUCGAGCAGGCUGCUCCUCUAUUCUCGUGCUACUUUGGUCAUUCAUUCUGGACUCAGCUACUUCCUCAAAUUGGCCUCGUACGACCGGCAGUCAAGCACAUGCUCCUUGUCACCUCUUCGGUAGUCGAGAACACUGCCUUGGAGGGGGCCCCUUUAGAUGAGAACCAAGUCUACCAGUCUCACUACACAAAGGCUAUCCAGGCCACCUGCUCUUCUCCCCAGGUGGAAAAUGUUCUGCUUGCCUGUCUUCUGUUCGCCUGCUGCGAUUUCAUGAGGGGCUCAUAUGAGAGUGGACUCCGCCACAUCCGUUCCGGCUUGAGCAUUAUCGACGAGUGGUAUCAUUCGAUCCAGAACUCUGACCUGAAGGCUUCUCCAUCGGCUCGCUUGAUCAUCAAUGCAAUCGGUCCUAUAUUUGUCUCGUAUGUCGACAAGUCUCCGACCUAUGGUUUCGGUGAUAUCACCGUGGACACUUGUGCUUGUGCAGGCUUUCUAGCUCCGAGUCUCGAAUUACCAUACAUUGCUCCAUUCAACCAUAUUCAUGGAGCUCAUCACGCUCUCGACGGUAUUGCUCAUUACGUAGCAAGGUUAAUGGACUGGCGCAAGAAGUCCUGGACACCUGCACCACCCCAAAAGAUACAAAUGCUCCUUGACACAUGGCGUAUUACCAUUGAUAGAUUUGAGGCCAACUUGACAAAGGCAAAAAAAGACGCCCAUGCCAUGAUACUUUCGUAUCUACGAGUCUACCAUACCAUGUUCGGAGUCAUGAUUCGGGCUUCGACCGGAAACUCUGAAGCCAUGUAUGAAAAAUUCGAUGAAGAAUUCAAAUGGAUUGUCGACCGCUACGACGACUUCGCAAACCUGUGGGCAGAGGAUGACACUCUUAAAUUUUCCUCCGGGACUUGGGCAAACCUCGACUAUCAUUUCGGCUUCAUUCCUCCACUCUUUUUCACUGCUACCAAGUGUCGGGACCCUAAAACAAGGAUGGCUGCGCUGAAUCACCUUGGCUCUCUUCGAGUCGAGGAACAGAAUUGGACUAGUUGCGCGGCCUAUGUGAUUGCGAAGAAAAUGAUCCAGAUCGAAACGAAUCUGUCAAUUAUCAACGACAGGACCGGCCUCAGAGAUGAACGCGACCUCAUCCGACCCAUUGAGGCCUACAUUACGGACAAGAGGAUGACCCAGGCCGGUCUCGACUAUGCAGUCCAUCCCUUUUUAAAGGAAGAAGAGCCCCUCACACAACAUGAGACUAUUGAUCUUUCAGAAUGUCUAGCUUUGUCUUCUUCAUCAGCCCGAUGGCCUCUGGCCAGAAUACUACGCAUUGGAGGCUACCAAGGAGGAGGUAUAAUCCCUACUCCGACCAAUUGCCACUGCCAUUUCCACUUCCAAUCCAGUGGCACAAUGCUCCUUUACAGACCCAGGACGUGA